Molecule: messenger RNA, 831 nt
Organism: Neogale vison (American mink)
Lineage: Eukaryota; Metazoa; Chordata; Mammalia; Carnivora; Mustelidae
Gene: CCDC92B
Product: coiled-coil domain containing 92B
Exons: 3
Coding region: 1-831 (276 amino acids)
Source: RefSeq, a predicted model, not a curated record
AUGGGGGUUUACCUUAUCUUCUUCCACCCAGGUGGGGCCCAGGCCUGGGUUGCCAUGGAUACCGUGUCCCUGGAGCAUCAGAUCCAGAGUGUACAACGCCACAUCAGCUUCCUGAAAAAGGAGCAGAUGGCUCUGCUGCGAGACCUGCACCUGGAAAUCCUGAGGCUGCAGAAACGCUGUUCAGAACUGACUCGUGAUCUGGAGAUGAGAGAGGCCCAGUAUCAUCAGCAAGAGGCGGCGUCCCGGGAGCUGGAGAGCAAGUGCCGCGCGCUAGAGUCGCAGCUGGCCGCCCGGACCGCCGCCAACGCCGAGCUGCGGCGGGAGGUGGCACAGCGGGAGGCGCUGGUGUCCGCGCUGCGUUGCAGCCUGCGCGCCGAAGAGCGCCGCUUCCUGGACGAGCUGCGGCGGCGCAGCCACCGUGCUACGGUGCUGGGCACCGAGCUGCAGAAGCACACCGAGGCGGCCGCCUACCUCUCCUGCCAGCUGCACGCGGCGCGCCAGAGACUGCAGACCCCGCGCCCGGGCCCCGGCGCCGCCACCGCCGCCGCCACGGAGCCCCGGCCCCGCCGGCGAGCACACCGGGCUCGCCGCCCGCCCGCCGCCGAGGCCGCAGCCAAGGGCCCGGGCCGGGACUGGGCCGCCUGGGAUCGCGCGACCCGCGCCCUGGACGACAUCGACCCCAUGCCCGACCCCGCGCUCUUCCUCUACCCCCGGAGGCCCCCGCGGCCCAGCGGCCGCAGCCCGCGCCACCCGCCUCCCCAGGAGCCCCCGGACCAAGCCGGCCCGCCAGCCGCGCCCAGCCCGCCUAGCGCUCCCCGGGAGCCGGAGUAG